Molecule: messenger RNA, 681 nt
Organism: Diutina rugosa
Lineage: Eukaryota; Fungi; Ascomycota; Pichiomycetes; Serinales; Debaryomycetaceae
Gene: RTG1
Product: Rtg1p
Exons: 1
Coding region: 1-681 (226 amino acids)
Biological process (GO): regulation of transcription by RNA polymerase II
Cellular component (GO): nucleus
Molecular function (GO): protein dimerization activity; DNA-binding transcription factor activity, RNA polymerase II-specific; RNA polymerase II cis-regulatory region sequence-specific DNA binding
Source: RefSeq, a predicted model, not a curated record
AUGUCCGAGUUUAACGGGUUCCGCGACCUGUAUUACGACCAACUGACGGGGGCGCUGAGUUCGGCAAACCCCAGUGCCUCGCCGCAUACCCUGAUGAACAUCCCCACCAUCAACGUCAAGCGCGAGGACGUCGAGCAGUUUCUCUCGCAAUCGCUGGACAUCAAGAAGCAAUUGCUGGCGUCUUUAGGUGGCGCCGGUGGUAGCUACGGAGGGGUGAACAAGCCGACGCUGCGUAAAGGCCUGAUCAUCACUAUUCGCAGUCAGGAAGAUGACGACGACGCCGACCAAGGCAAUGAACGCAAACGCCGGGAUAAUAUCAAUGAGAAGAUCCAGGAGCUUCUUACAUUGAUUCCUGCCAAGUACUUUGACCCUAAAUUGCAAAAGGAUGCUAAAAAGGAGGAGGACGUUAAGAACCUGGGGACCAAAGACGGUAAGCCCAAUAAGGGGCAAAUCCUCACCAAGCUGGUCGACUACCUUCGGGAUUUGCAAAACUUGAUUGAUGAAAACAACCGCAAGGAGGUUGAGCUUCAAAUGAGACUCCGCCAGUUGGAAGGGAACACCCAGCAGCAAGGGCCGUCGUACACGAGUGCCGAGCGGGCCUUGGGUGAGAUCGGGGUCGGCCCCCUCCUGGAAGAGUACUUCAAGGGAGUGCUUGCCGACGUGUUGCGGAGAAAGCCGUGA